CUAGUUUGCACUGUGGUUGUACAUAAACGAUGUCACGAAGAGGUUGUGUGGAAAUGUCCGGGCAAUAAAGCGGACGCUGUGCAAGAGAUCAACCGUGAAGUGGUCGAGACUGGAAUGGGGCGGUUCAACAUCAACAUGCCCCAUCGUUUCUCGGUCCAUUCCUACAAACGUCCGACAUUUUGCGAUCAUUGCGGUUCAAUGCUCUAUGGCCUAAUCAAUCAAGGGCUGCAGUGUUCGGUUUGUAAGCUGAACGUGCACAAACGCGGAAUGUUGCCAAUAACUUGCGGUAUCAAUGCCAAACAGAUGGCUGCCGAAUUAGCGCAGUUGGGCCUGACCGGUGACAAGAUGAGCAUCCGCAGUAAAAAGAAGCCAUCUAUUAUGACCGACACGAGCACAGAUCAGACGAGUACCGGUACCUCCGACUCCGGAUCAGCAUAUUUGACACAAAUAUCUGAAGAGGAGCCGGCAAAAUCACCACGGCCACCCGGUGGCACGCUAUCGAUUCAGGACUUUGUUUUCAUCAAAGUUCUUGGCAAAGGAUCUUUUGGCAAGGUGAUGUUGGCUGAGCGACGCGGUUCGGAUGAGGUGUACGCCAUCAAAAUCCUCAAGAAGGACGUGAUCGUACAGGACGACGACGUCGAGUGCACCAUGUGCGAGAAGCGGAUUCUCAGCCUGGCCGCCAAACAUCCAUUCCUCACCGCCCUUCACAGCAGUUUUCAAACACCUGAUCGUUUGUUCUUCGUGAUGGAGUAUGUGAACGGUGGCGAUUUGAUGUUCCAAAUACAACGAGCACGUAAAUUUGACGAACCACGGGCUCGAUUCUAUGCGGCCGAAGUCACAUGUGCAUUACAAUUUCUGCACCGUAACGAAGUCAUCUACAGAGAUCUCAAAUUGGAUAAUAUUCUUCUGGACGCCGAAGGACACUGUCGGCUCGCCGAUUUCGGUAUGUGUAAAGAAGGCAUCACCAAGGAUAAUCUGACCAGCACAUUUUGCGGCACUCCUGACUACAUUGCGCCGGAAAUUCUUCAAGAGCUUGAGUACGGCGUAUCAGUUGAUUGGUGGGCGUUAGGGGUGUUGAUGUAUGAGAUGAUGGCCGGCCAACCGCCGUUCGAAGCCGACAACGAAGAUGAUCUUUUUGAGGCGAUCCUGAACGACGACGUGCUUUAUCCGGUGUGGUUGUCGAAAGAAGCAGUCAACAUUUUGAAAGCAUUAUUUUGCAAAAAUCUUCGAACGUCUUGGUUUUUUGUGCUGCAGUUCGGCGGAGAGGAUGCAUUCUGUGCAUCCGUUCGUUUUAAAUCGAUUUGGGACGCCUUAGUAAGCGUUCGUGGUAAAAACCACAUUCAACCGAAUUGUGAGUUUCAGUUUCGAUUUGUGUUCAAGUCAAAACGUGAUGUGAACAACUUUGACGCCGACUUUACCAAAGAGGAGCCGGUAUUGACACCGACUGACGUGGCCGUUGUACGGUCGAUCAAUCAAGAAGAAUUCCGCGGAUUCUCUUUCGUUAAUCCACAUUUUGUUUAU
Ostertagia ostertagi is the source of this 1521-nucleotide messenger RNA. NCBI's taxonomy places the organism in Eukaryota, Metazoa, Nematoda, Chromadorea, Rhabditida, Trichostrongylidae. The record is from the annotation of a GenBank genome assembly.